Exophiala viscosa is the source of this 3389-nucleotide messenger RNA. RefSeq names its product high-temperature-induced dauer-formation protein-domain-containing protein. Gene Ontology annotation, cellular component: Golgi trans cisterna; Golgi medial cisterna; membrane. The coding region runs from base 280 to 3075 and encodes 931 amino acids. The transcript has 2 exons. NCBI's taxonomy places the organism in Eukaryota, Fungi, Ascomycota, Eurotiomycetes, Chaetothyriales, Herpotrichiellaceae. The record is from RefSeq and is a predicted model, not a curated record.
CCGCUGUGGAUCUAGAGAAAUUCUCCGAGUGAAGAUACCCGAACUGUUUCAGCUGAAGCCUACGUUAUUUACAGUAGGGCCCUGUUAUGUCAUCACGAGGCUGGGGAAACCCGCUUGGCAGACGAGGAAGGGUCCAAACAGUGAAGUGACCAUACAUUUCCCGAUCCUCCCAUGUGUAGGACGAACUGACGUCGUCGAUAACCCUCCUUGAUACUUCCUGUCGGUCCCGUAGCUGCUUGCUCCUCGCCAUCGUUUACUUGCCAUGCUGGUGCCUGCGCAAUGGGUGCGUCAGAAUCCAAAUUGGUGUUCAAGCAGGGAAUCUUCAGACUAUCAGAGGAGAGGAACGUUCCAGCCAACGACCCCUACUGGACGGGCUUCUGGGAGUUACCCGAGUCGGUCGAAGAUGUGUUCAGUCUCUUCUCCCAAACCGACAUACGCAGAACCCGAGACUCUGCCCUCGAGAACCUCGAAACCCUCAUACUAGCCGUAACGUCACGUCUCAAUGUGCUGAAGAACCACCCUUCGUUCCCAGAUCCAGACAUCGCUCCGGAGCGGGACGCGCUGAAUUGCGCACGGGUCCUGACCAGACUGCUGCCCUUUGUCUACGAGGCGGACAACUUGACAGAAUGGGAAGAGAAGUUCUUCUGGGGUAUGCGUCGACGGCGGACACGAAGGGCUCAGGUUUCUGGGGAGAUUUUGUUCGAUGACAAUGAAGAGUAUCAGGACACAACGACAGAACCUCAAGGGGAGGAUUUCGAAGAGGCAAAGCCGCUGGCUGAAGAACUCAUCGACACUUUGAUCGAUCUCCUCUUCUACGCAGGGUUCACGAUACCAGAACUACCUCAGGCCAAGGGCAAGGUCACAUAUGCGAUUUGGCAGAGCGGGGUCGGUUGCAAAGCGUCCAUUGCGACCAGCAAAGAACUCGAGAACAACCGGUGUGAGAUCCUGCGACUGCUUUUGACUCUUACCAGCAAGGCCAUGUACAUGCCGUCAGGUGUGCUUCCGGUCCAGGGCGUCAAAGCCAUCACAUACAUGGCUACCUGCCCUGACAAACAAAUCGUCUUGUCAGUCCUUUGUUCUCUUGUCAACACCACAAUCAAGUCAAACACCAACUCCUGGCGACUGCCAUAUGAUCACGUAGUCCGCAGAGACUCGAGACAGACCCUGGUUAUAUACAGCCUACAGCUUCUCCUUGUCCUACUACUCUAUCCAGUUCCGGAGGGUGGGAAUGUUGCAACGUCAAAGAACUACUAUCGCCAUUACUUGGGCCGCCUUCACAGACCUGAAGACUUUCAGUUUCUGGCGGACGGUAUGACGCGAGUAUUGAGCCAGCCUAUGCAGGCGACAAGCUCGUAUUUGCCAGGAAGCCAGAAGUCAGUCACCUGGGCCCCUGAGAUGAUAAUGCUGUUCUGGGAAGUGCUCCAAUGCAACAAGCGCUUCAGAGCAUUCAUCAUAGAGUCGAAUCGAGCACAUGACUUUGUCGUUCUCAUGCUCUUUUACGCCAUUGAGUACAAAGUGGACGCCUCAAAGCAAGGAAUCGUGAGAAUGUGCGUCUUUGUUCUGCAGACUAUGAGUGUGGAAUCUCCCUUCGGGACCAACCUCAACAAGAAAUUCGAGGGACAAGAAACACUGCCUCCGGCCAUUCGAUUAUCCAGCUUCAGAGGCUCUUAUGCCGACUUUCUCAUCAUAUCAAUACACACCCUUAUCACCGGCAGCAAAGGAAAGCUGGAGGCUAUCUACCCAGCGCUCCUCGCCAUCAUAAACAAUAUGGCUGCCUAUGUGCAGAAUCUGUCACUUGCAGCUAGUGGUCGACUGAUACAAUUGCUCACCUUGAUGUCAACACCAAGCUUUCUCCUAGCGAACGAGAGCAAUCAUACUCUACUCCAGGCACUGCUGGAGGCCAUCAACACCACGAUCGAACAUCAAUAUACGUCCAAUUCGAACUUGAUCUAUGCCGUGUGGCGUUCGCGCAAACGGAUUGAAACUCUGAGGGCUUUCACACUGGAAGGCGGUCAAGCCGAUCUCGAACGUGCAGCCCAGCGACGGAAAGAAGAGGGCUCAAAUGAAGUGGGCCACGACCUCUCCCGGUCAUCUACAUCAGAAACAUUUUCUCCCUCGGCUCGCGGUCUCCCAGCCUCUCCCGGUCCUGACAGCGCGGUAGAUGGCACCUUUGCUAUUGGAGACUCGGAUGAUUCAGAAAAUGAGGAAGCCCCAACACCUUCCCAAUCCACACAAUCGAUGCGGACGUCACGAACACCAUCAGUUGCAUCGUCGUCUGUUGCAGAUGACGUUCCUAUACAGUUGACGGGUAUGUCGGAAAAGGCACGGGGUAAAAUGCCUGCCGGAUCUUCGACUUUCUCCCGACAGAACAGCACCACAAGUCUCUCGGCCAGCUCGAACUACGCUGCAUCUCGUGGCUCUUUCGCCGCUACCAGCGAGUGGCUCGAAAGCUGGCUCCCAGAACUUCCACUGCACACCUUAUUAACCGUCAUCAAAGUUCUUGCAACACAUCCACUUGUUGUUGAACGCUCAAGUACCCACAGCGAUGGUUCCAAUCCAUCCUCUCGUCGUAGCUCGAUCGCGAAUGACGAGACCACAAUUACUGAUUUCCGAGCCCAGAUCCCAACAACAGCCAACCAUCCUGCCGUUUCUGCCAUUCUGGCGUCGCCAAGUCCUAUCCGCGUGCACCUCUUCGAGUGGUCGCCGCUCUCGCUGGGCUGGUACUUGUCUGUACUGUGGAGUUUGAUAUUCACGGCGGAAAUGACCAUCACACCUGCUUCGUCGACAGCGGCCACAUUGACUGGUGCUGGUGCCGCGGCUGCGCCUGUGGGUGUCUGGAACGGGACGAAUGUGAAGCUCUUCCAGGUUGCCACGGAGGGCAGACGUGAAGGACCGAGUCUUUCGCAACCGAGGGGUGCGGUUGACGCUGUCGGAUCAAGGCUCGUGCAGGGUGUGCAGGGGUUGAACUUGGGCGGGCUGGUCGGUCGCGUUGGAGCCGUCGGUCGCUCUGCGAGUUAUACGGGACAAGCUGAUGGCGGUAAUGGACAACAGAGGCCGAGGACGAGGGAAAUCUGAUGGGCAUUGCCGCGUCAAUUCUUCGUACUUGACUCAUGUCUGUCGCCGUGGUGUUUCGGUGAGGUUCGAAGUGGUGUGUACUAUUACUUGGAGCAAGCGUUUCGUCGCAUAGAUAUAGGGUGCCGGCAGUCAAUGAUUUUAUGGCCAGAAGCAAGCUACGACGAAAGACGAGCCGAGACAGUGCUCAGCGCUGCCUGACUCGAGGAGCGAGCGUGGCGUUCCGAUCCCAGAGAACUCGUAAUUGGUGCUAGGCUUCUCAAGUAUUCCAUUAGGUUACUCAUACAUUCCUCUUGGCUUCUAUACAUGCACGCAUU